Messenger RNA from Cooperia oncophora, 1131 nucleotides. The record is from the annotation of a GenBank genome assembly. NCBI's taxonomy places the organism in Eukaryota, Metazoa, Nematoda, Chromadorea, Rhabditida, Trichostrongylidae.
AUGUCUUGUACGCCGGUAAUGGUUGAGGAGUGUAUCCUCGCAACCGUGAACAAGCUAAGGAAUAACAGAGAUUUCAAAGAAGUCAAGAGCGAAACCGUCACAUCAGAAGCAAGACCCCAAGGUCACUACAUACCGGCAAAAGCACUCCCAGAUCGCUAUGUUUUGAAAGCUGAUAAAAUGGGUCGACGCCACGAGCCGCCGGAUGUGAUACACUUCUAUCGAAAAGUACAAACUGCGCACAUUGACUGUGGCAGACUUCUAAAAGGCGAUCAGAAGGGCGAUUACGCGAAGCGCAUAGCAGCUUCACGGCCAACACUUUCUGAUCAAAACCUACCUAUGAAGUGCGAGGAUGUUCGUGCUCGAGUUCUCCCUCCGAAGCCCCUCAAGCAACUACAGUUUGGGAUAGCUCAUGCUCGAAUCGUGUACGAGAGUUACGAAUUCAUCGAGGAUGAACUCAGGUCGAGCUAUCAUCCACAGAACAUCUUCUGCUACGCCAUCGAUCACAAAGCAGAAAAGGGGUUCACAGAAAGGAUUGAGACGCUCGCCAAAUGUCUUCCUAACGUCGUAGUGCCUAAAAAGCGUUUCAGCAUUGGAAGGGAAGGAAUCAAUGGGACUCGUGCACAUUACGAAUGCAUGAAGGCACUGAUGGUAGACAAACGUUGGGGGUAUGCGAUGCUCAUGCAGAAUUACGACGUCAUGAUCAAAGAUGUAUAUGAAACCGUUUCUAUAUUACAAGCACUAGGGGGUGCGAACGACGUGCACGCAAGACCAUGCGAAAGGAGACGCUAUGAUCACCGCCUGAAAUGGGACGUUCGUUCGCUGAAGUUCUAUCGAAACGCAAGUCAAAUGACACCAUCUCAAUUGAGCGCAUCACUCACGUUUGCUCGAGGUGCAGUGCAUGCUUCGCUGUCACGUGCUGCCGUCGACUGGAUGGUGAACACAAUAGAUCUCACUAAAACAUUUGAACAACUUGACCGCAAGGUAAUGGGUGUUGACGAGGUGCUCAUUCCAACCUUAUUUGUGAGUGAAGGACUCAGCAUGCCCGGAGGAUUCACUGCUGAGUGUAUCAAAAAAGGACGAGGAACUGGUUUUAUAACAAGGUCGGUUUGUUUGCGGAAAUAUCACAUGUGA